CAUGGAAAGAUUCAAUUAUGUGAUUUUCCUCCUAUUGGUGUGUGAAUGCAGAGCAGCAGCAGGACGGCAGAGCCUGAAGGGAAACCAGAGAGAUGCUGCCGUGAUCACCUCCUGCGACUUUAAUCAUGACAGUCAGCCAUUCUGCAGCUUCACCCAGGACACGGCGGAUAACAGCGACUGGACCCGACAUAAAGGUCCAACUCCGACUCCUGGCACCGGCCCCAGCGGAGACUACCCAGAUGGAAAGGGAUUCUAUAUAUACCAUGAAUGCGACAACGUCUCCAAUGGACAAAAAGCUCGUCUGCUGAGCCCCUUGAUCACCUCAUCGGCAUCUAAGAUCUGCGUUCAGUUCCGGUACUACAUGUAUGGGAUCGAAAGCAACAAUUUCUUAAGGGUUCUGUCAAAUCCAGCAGGCGGCGAAGAAGUGGAAGUCUGGAGGAGGGAUGGAUUUCAGAGUCCGUCCUGGUUGGCAGGUUCUAUCACCGUGCCCAAAGCAGCCGGUCAGAGUCUCAACAUUGUGUUUGAGGCUCAAAGAGGUUUCUCUGCAUCCUGUGACUCAGCAUUGGACAACAUUGUCAUCACUGAGGGGGAAUGUCCUGCUUGUGAAUCUAGCUGUGAUUUUGACACCAUUGGUGAACUGUGUGGGUGGACAGUCCACACCGAAAAUCCUGAGCUAUUUGGUUUUGAUCAGUGGAGUGGACAAACAGACACAGACGGCACUGGACCUGAUGAUGACUUCUCUAAACCUGGGUUUGGAAGUUACAUGCUGAUGGAUUCUUCCGAAGCUGUGGAAGGAGAAAGCUCUCAAAUCAGAAGUCCUGCGAUUCCAUCCCCCUCAGGAUGUUUGGAACUCAGCUUUUAUUACUACCUGUAUGGUACCAGCACCAAAAUGGAGAUCAGUGUCCACACCAUAACAGCAGGUGGAGGCCUUGGACCUUCUUUCUUCAGUGUUAAAGGAAACCAGGGUAUGGGCUGGAAGCCUGCAGAGGUCCGCGCCAUUGGAACCGCUGAAACUCAGUUUGCAAUUGUCGGAACCUUUGGUGAAACCAUGGAGACAGAUAUUGCUGUUGAUGCCGUCUGUAUCAAGACCUGCACCGCUGAGUCAACAACACCAAAACCUUCUUCUCCUACACCAACUACACCUAAGCCACCAACUGGAGGGCCAACCACACCUAAGCCACCAACUGCAGGGCCAACCACACCUAAACCACCAACCCCUGGACCAAGUACUCCUAGACCACCUACUGGAGGGCCAACUACACCUAAACCACCAACCCCAGGGCCCAGUACACCUAGACCACCUACUGGAGGGCCAACAACACCUAAACCACCAACCCCAGGGCCCAGUACACCUAGACCACCUACUGCAGGGCCAACUACACCUAAACCACCAACCGCAGGGCCAACUACACCUAAACCACCAACCCCUGGACCAAGUACACCUAGACCACCUACUGCAGGGCCAACUACACCUAAACCACCAACCGCAGGGCCAACUACACCUAAACCACCAACCCCUGGACCAAGUACACCUAGACCACCUACCGGAGGGCCAACUACACCUAAACCACCAACCCCUGGACCAAGUACACCUAGACCACCUACUGCAGGGCCAACUACACCUAAACCACCAACUCCAGGGCCAAGUACACCUAGACCACCUACCGCAGGACCAACUACACCUAAACCACCAACUCCAGGGCCAAGUACACCUAAGCCACCGACCCCUGGACCAAGUACACCUAAACCACCAACCCCAGGGCCAAGUACACCUAGACCACCUACUGGAGGGCCAAGUACACCUAAACCACCAACCCCAGGGCCAAGUACACCUAGACCACCUACUGCAGGGCCAAGUACACCUAAACCACCAACCCAAGGGCCAAGUACACCUAGACCGCCAACACCUGGACCAACUACCCCUAAACCAAAACCCUGUCCACCAGAUGCGGAUUAUAUUGAAUGUGGUCCAGCUUGCAUCCCUACAUGUCAGGAACCUUCCACCAACUGCUCUGGGUCCUGCAUCAGUGGUUGCUUCUGUAAACCUGGAUAUGUCUUCAAGGGGCGGCGGUGUGUGCCUCUAGAUCAAUGUGGCUGUUUGGAUGAUGGCAAUAACUAUUAUGAGCCUGGUGAGACAGUAUCAGGAGAUGGAUGUACAAAGCAUUGCCGCUGUUUGGGGAACUACACUUUUGAAUGCGUUGAUAAUUCCUGUGAUCCCACCGAAGAGUGUCGAGAGGUCAAUGGUGUUUCUGGUUGUUAUCCUAAAGGUUCAUCAACAUGCAUAGCAUCUGGAGAUCCUCACUACACAACCUUUGACAAACGCAAAUACAACUUCAUGGGCAACUGCAGCUACCUGAUGUCUGCACCCUGCAAUCAUACAAGCCUGCCAUACUUUGAGGUCCAUGCAGACAAUGAAAACCGACAUAACACACCCACCAUCUCCUACCUCAAGGCUGUUCAUGUACAUGUGUUCAUGACGAAGAUCUCAAUUCUCAAAGGUGGCACAGUGCAGGUGAAUGGGACCAAUGUUAACCUUCCAGUGAGUCCAGCCCCUGGCGUCUCCGUUUUCAAGUCAGGAAAACAUUAUACUGUGUCCACAAACUUUGGCUUGACUGUUCGCUACGAUGGAAACCACUUCAUGGACAUUAAAGUGAUCAAGGACUAUGAGGAUAUACUGUGUGGACUGUGUGGAGAUUAUAACGGAAAUACCAAAGAUGACUUCCGGAAACCAGAUGGAGCCUUGGCAAGCAAUGCAAAUGAUUUUGGCCACAGCUGGAACACUGAUCCAGAGUGCAAUAAGAAACCUAACAAUACCAUUCCUGGAUGUACUAUAGAAGAGGAAGUGCUUUAUGAGAGUUCUGGAUACUGUGGUAUCCUGCUGGACAAAGACGGUCCCUUCGCUGCCUGCCACCCUAAAGUCAGCCCAAAUAAUUACUUCAGGGACUGUUUGUUUGACCUAUGUGAACUGGGUGGAGCCAGACCCAUUCUGUGUGAAGCUAUUGAGGCCUACGUCAAUGAGUGCCAGGACCGUGGGGUUAACAUCAGACCCUGGAGAAAUAAUACUUUCUGCCCACUGAACUGCACCACCAACAGCCAUUUUGAGCCCUGUGCUGACCCCUGUCAAGAGACCUGCUCUGGAAAACCUCCCUCCUGUGGUGGACCAUGCUCUGAGGGGUGUGUUUGCGAUCCUGGUUACGUCCUAAGUGCUGGCAAAUGUGUCCCGAAGAAUACCUGUGGCUGCACUCACAGCAAUGGCCAGUAUUACGAGCCUGGAGAGGAGUUUUAUUUGGAGGACUGUAAGCUGAAAUGUAGGUGCAAUUCACCCUUUGUCACAUGUGAAGCCUCUGAGUGUCCUCCAACGCAAGACUGCAAAGUCCAGGAUGGAGAAUUAGGCUGCUAUCCUAAAGUAUGUCCACCGAAUGCAGAGUACAUCCACUGUGGUCCAUCCUGUAUCCCAUCGUGUCAGGAACCUUCCACCAACUGCUCUGGACCCUGCGUCAGUGGUUGCUUCUGUAAACCUGGAUAUGUCUUCAAGGGAAAGCUCUGUGUUCCACUAGAUAAAUGUGGCUGUUAUGAUGAUGGCAAUAACUAUUAUGAGCCUGGUGAGAUAGUAUCAGGAGAUGGAUGUUCAAAGCUUUGCCGCUGUCUGGGGAACUACACUUUUGACUGCGUUGAUAACUCCUGUGAUCCCACCGAAGAGUGUCGAGAGGUCAAUGGUGUUUCUAGCUGCUAUCCUAAAGAUUCAUCAACAUGCAUAGCAUCUGGAGAUCCUCACUACACAACCUUUGACAAACGCAAAUACAACUUCAUGGGCAACUGCAGCUACCUGAUGUCUGCACCCUGCAAUCACACAAGCCUGCCAUACUUUGAGGUCCAUGCAGACAAUGAAAACCGACAUAACAGACCCACCAUCUCCUACCUCAAGGCGGUUCAUGUACAUGUGUUCAUGACGAAGAUCUCAAUUCUCAAAGGUGGCACUGUGCAGGUAAAUGGGACCAACGUUAACCUUCCAGUGAGUCCAGCUCCUGGCGUCUCCGUUUUCAAGUCAGGAAAACAUUAUACUGUGUCCACAACCUUUGGCUUGACUGUUCGCUACGAUGGAAACCACUUCAUGGACAUUAAAGUGAUCAAGGACUAUGAGGAUAUACUGUGUGGACUGUGUGGAGAUUAUAACGGAAAUACCAAAGAUGACUUCCGGAAACCAGAUGGAGCCUUGGCAAGCAAUCCAAAUGAUUUUGGCGACAGCUGGAACACAGAUCCAGAGUGCAAUAAGAAACCUAACAUUACCGUUCCUGGAUGUACUGCAGAAGAGGAAGUGCUUUAUGAGAGUUCUGGAUACUGUGGUAUCCUGCUGGACAAAGACGGACCGUUUGCUGCCUGCCACCCCAAAGUCAACCCAAAUAAUCACUUCAAGGACUGUUUGUUUGACCUAUGUGAACUGGAUGGAGCCAGACCCAUUCUGUGUGAAGCUAUUGAGGCCUACGUCAAUGAGUGCCAGGACCGUGGGGUUAACGUCAGACCCUGGAGAAAUAAUACUUUCUGCCCACUGAACUGCACCUCCAACAGCCAUUUUGAGCCCUGUGCUGACCCCUGUCAAGAGACCUGCUCUGGAAAACCUCCCUCCUGUGGUGGACCAUGCUCUGAGGGGUGUGUGUGCGAUCCUGGUUACGUCCUAAGUGCUGGAAAAUGUGUCCCGAAGAAUACCUGUGGCUGCACACACAGCAAUGGCCAGUAUUACGAGCCUGGAGAGGAGUUUUAUUCAGAGAACUGUAAGCUGAAAUGCAGGUGCGAUUCACCCAAUGUCACCUGUGUGGCCUCUGAGUGUGCUCCAACCCAUGAGUGCAAAGUCCAGGAUGGAGAAUUAGGCUGCUAUCCUAAACCCUGUCCACCAAAUGCAGAGUUUAUUGAAUGCGGACCAUCCUGUAUCCCAUCGUGUCAGGAACCUUCCACCAACUGCUCUGGACCCUGCAUCAGUGGUUGCUUCUGUAAACCUGGAUAUGUCUUCAAGGGAAAGCGUUGUGUUCCACUAGAUAAAUGUGGCUGUUUGGAUGAUGGCAAUAACUAUUAUGAGCCUGGCGAGAUAGUAUCAGGAGAUGGAUGUUCAAAGUUUUGCCGCUGUUUGGGGAACUACACUUUUGACUGCGUUGAUAACUCCUGUGAUCCCACCGAAGAGUGUCGAGAGGUCAAUGGUGUUUCUAGCUGCUAUCCUAAAGAUUCAUCAACAUGCAUAGCAUCUGGAGAUCCUCACUACACAACCUUUGACAAACGCAAAUACAACUUCAUGGGCAACUGCAGCUACCUGAUGUCUGCACCCUGCAAUCACACAAGCCUACCAUACUUUGAGGUCCAUGCAGACAAUGAAAACCGUUAUAACAGACCCACCAUCUCCUACCUCAAGGCGGUUCACGUACAUGUGUUCAUGACGAAGAUCUCAAUUCUCAAAGGUGGCACUGUGCAGGUAAAUGGGACCAAUGUUAACCUUCCAGUGAGUCCAGUCCCUGGCGUCUCCGUCUUCAAGUCAGGAAAAUAUUAUACCGUGUCCACAACCUUUGGCUUGACUGUUCGUUACGAUGGAAACCACUUCAUGGACAUUAAAGUGAUCAAGGACUAUGAGGAUAUACUGUGUGGACUGUGUGGAGAUUAUAACGGAAAUACCAAAGAUGACUUCCGGAAACCAGAUGGAGCCUUGGCAAGCAAUCCAAAUGAGUUUGGCCACAGCUGGAACACAGAUCCAGAGUGUAAUAAGACACCCAACACUACCAUCCCUGGAUGUGAUCAAGAAGAGCAGGAGCUUUAUGAGGGUUCUGGAUACUGUGGUAUCCUGCUGGACAAAGACGGACCGUUCGCUGCCUGCCACCCCAAAGUCAACCCAAAUAAUCACUUCAAGGACUGUUUGUUUGACCUAUGUGAACUGGAAGGAGCCAGACCCAUUCUGUGUGAAGCUAUUGAGGCCUACGUCAAUGAGUGCCAGGACCGUGGGGUUAACAUCGGACCCUGGAGGAAUGACACUUUCUGCCCACUAAAUUGCCCGUCCAACAGCCAUUUUGAGCCCUGUGCUGACCCCUGUCCAGAGACCUGCUCUGGAAAACCUCCCUCCUGUGGUGGACCAUGCUCUGAGGGGUGUGUGUGCGAUCCUGGUUACGUCCUAAGUGCUGGCAAAUGUGUCCCGAAAAAUACCUGUGGCUGUACUCACACCAAUGGCCAGUAUUACGAGCCUGAAGAGGAGUUUUAUUUGGACGACUGUAAGCUGAAGUGCAGGUGCGAUUCACCCAAUGUCACCUGCGUGGCCUCUGAGUGUCCUCCAAAGCACGAGUGCAAAGUCCAGGAUGGAGAAUUAGGCUGCUAUCCUUCUAGCUUCCAGGACUGCGUUGUUUCAGGGGAUCCUCACUACAAUACGUUUGACAAGAAGUACUACAGCUUUAUGGGAACCUGCACUUACACACUGGCCAGAACGUGCAAGAACAACACAGGUCCUUGGUUCUCUGUGGAGGCAAAGAAUGAGGAGCGGGGUGCGCCGGGCGUGUCCUACCUGAGGAAGCUCUACGUCACGGUGGAUGGAAUCACCGUCACCCUGAUGAAGGCCAGGAGAACUCUGGUGAACGGUCGGCGUGUGGCUCUUCCUCACUCGCCGUCUCCUCUCAUAUCCAUCAGUCUGGCCGGUCAGUAUGUCACCUUGGAGACGCCCUUCGGCCUGCGUGUGCGUUGGGAUGGAAAUCAUUAUGCCCAGAUCUCCGUUCCAAGCUCCUACUAUGACCAGAUGUGUGGCCUCUGUGGUGACUACGAUGGGAACCCAGACAAUGACUUCACCAAACCAGACGGCAGCCUGGUGGGAAACGUUAAUGACUUUGGAAACAGCUGGCAGACAGAAGAGGAUGAGGAUGACUCGUGUACCGAAGGCACGAAGCCGGACCCAGAGUGCGACCCGAGUCUCGAGGCUGAGGUGUCGAAACCAGACCAAUGCGGCAGAAUUACAGACCCAUCUGGACCGUUCAGGGAUUGUAUCGGACUUGUCGACCCCACUCCAUUCUUCCAGAGUUGCGUUUAUGACAUGUGCCGGUACGGCGGCCAGCAGAGCGUACUGUGCGACCAGAUGCAAGCUUACACCGAUGCCUGCCAGAGCGCCGGAGCCAAGGUCCACGAUUGGAGGACUCCAGACUUCUGCCCCAUCCCCUGCCCCCCUAACAGCUCCUACACCCUGUGCAUGAGCUCCUGCCCUGAAACCUGCCUGGGCGUGGUCGGCCCACCCGGCUGCGAGGACGUGUGCGUAGAGGGUUGUGAAUGUAACCCAGGCUUCAUCCUCAGCGAUGACAAAUGUGUCCCACUGAAGGACUGUGGCUGCGUGGACACCAGUGGGAAUUACCAUCCAGUGGGGGAUGAUUGGUACUUGGAGGGCUGUGAGCAAAAAUGCAAGUGCCAGGGUGGAGGUUUGAUCCAGUGCUACAACACCAGCUGUAGACCAACAACUGAGAGCUGCCAGCUGCACGAUGGGCAGUUUGAAUGCCGACCUGUCGGAAAUGGAAUCUGUUCGGUGUCUGGAGAUCCUCACUACACCACCUUCGAUAAGCGCACCCACAACUACAUGGGAGCAUGCUCCUACACGCUAACCAAACCCUGCAACAUCUCAUCUGGCUUGCCGUACUUCACCGUGGACACCCAGAACGAGCACAGAGGAAGCAACAAGAAGGUUUCCUACGUCAGAGCUGUGGUGGUCAACGUGUUCAACGUGACUGUGAUCCUCAACAAGGGCCGUAAAGUCCAGGUCAACGGGAAGGCGGCUGUAACACCAGUCACCCCCACCAGCGGGGUGGAUGUCUACCUGAGUGGGAAAUUUGUAGUUCUGGAAACAUCUUUUGGCCUGAGGGUGCGCUUCGAUGGUAACCACCAUGCAGAUGUCACCGUACCGACUUCUUACAACGGCCUACUCUGUGGCAUGUGUGGAAAUUUCAACGAGGACCCCAAAGAUGACAACUUGAAACCGGACAACACAGCAGCUUCUAACACCAACGACCUCGGCGACAGCUGGCAGGUGGCCGACCCACGGCCAGACUGCACAAAUGGUGGAGAGGAGGAGGAAUGUGACGAAGACGUGGAGGAAGAGGCCCAGAAGCCCACCAGCUGUGGAAUGAUCAUUAAUCCAGAAGGAAUCUUUAAGCCAUGCCUCUCGGUCGUGCCGCCUGAACCCUACUUUGACAACUGCGUGUACGACAUGUGCGCCACCGGAGGCGAGACCGUGGCUCUGUGCCAGGCCAUCGAGAGCUACGCCGACCUCUGUGCUGCUGCAGGAGUCCCCAUCGCAUGGAGAGACAACACCUUCUGCCCCCUGAAGUGCCCAUCAGGCAGUCACUACGAGCCCUGCGCCCCUGCCUGCGCUCAGCCCAGCUGUCAGGACCCCGCCGGGCCCGGCGGCUCCUGCAGCCUCCCCUGCGUGGAGGGCUGUGUCUGCAACGAGGGUCUGGUCCUGAGCGGAGACAAAUGUGUUCCUUUCAACGAGUGUGGAUGUACAGACGCAGACGGAGAGUACAGACCGGUGGGAGACGCUUGGUUCACAGAGACCGACUGUUCGGAGCGCUGUAAAUGCAACGGGAACGCAAACAUCACCUGUGAGCCGUGGCAGUGCAGUCCUGCACAGGAGUGCAAGGUGCUGGAAGGCGUCCUGGGCUGCCACUCCACAGGUAAAGGUGUGUGUCACGUUGCUGGAGACCCGCACUAUUACACCUUUGAUGGCGAGAUGCUCACGUUCAUGGGAACCUGCACAUACACGCUGGUGGAGGUUUGUGAUGCCAACAUGGUGACUCCUUUCAGAGUGGUGGCAAAGAAUGAGGAGCGCGGUCAGCCAGAGGCCUCCUACGUCCGCUCCGCUACCGUCUUCCUGCCUCACGACAUGGUGGUUGAACUUCAGAAGAGCCGCAGAGUUCUGUUGAAUGGGCGGCGCGUGAAAACCCCGCUCACCAUUGAAGCAGCUGGAGCCAAAGUGAUAACAAGUGGGACCUUCACUCUUCUAGACACAAACUUUGGUCUGCAGGUGAAGUUUGAUGGAGUCCAUCACCUGGAAAUCACUAUUCCUGGAGAAUACUACGAUAAGGUGUGCGGCAUGUGCGGAAACUUCAACCACAAUAAGUCUGAUGAUUACCUGAUGCCCAAUAAGAAACCAGCAAAGGAUGUGAUUGAGCUGGGAAACAGCUGGAAGUCUGAGGGAGACAGCGACCCCGGCUGUCAGCCAGACACGCGUCCCGACGUCCACCCUAACUGCACCGAGGCGGAGGAGACGCUGUACGAGGCCCAGUGCACAGGGAUCCUCCAGUCGGACCGCUUCAAGCCCUGCCACGCCCUGGUGCCCCCAGAGGCCUUCACUGGUAACUGCGUCUACGACAUGUGCGAGUAUGACGGCAUGCAGUCCACGCUGUGCGAUAACGUGGAGGCCUACGCCCAGGCCUGUCAGAGCGCCGGGGUCACCAUCAGCUGGAGGAACGCCACCUUCUGCCCGCUGCCCUGCCCGACCAACAGCCACUACUCUGACUGCACGCCGCCCUGCCCGCCCACCUGCUCCGACCUGUUCCCCAUCACCUGCCACCUCCCACCCACCACCUGUGUGGAGGGCUGCCAGUGCGACGCUGGGUUCGUCCUCAGCGAUAGCCAGUGUGUUCCUCUAGAUAAGUGCGGCUGCCUGGACUCAGACGGAGAAUACCACGAUGUGGAAGACACGUGGCUGACGGAUAAUUGUGAGAAGUCCUGCACGUGUAACCGCGGUGGAAGCAUCAUCUGCAAGGACCACAGCUGCAACUCCAACUCGGUGUGUUCCCUGGACAAGUACGGAGACCGCUACUGCCAACCUGCCAAGUUCGACAGGUGCACCAUCUCCGGAGACCCUCACCACAGAACGUUCGACGGCUUCGCCCAUCACUUCCAGGGUCCGUACACCUACGUCCUGACGCAGGGCCACAAUCUGCAGGGCUCCCAGACCCCCCUGUUGGUGAGGGGGAAGAACCUCAGGCGAGGCAACAACAAGAAAGUGUCAUUCCUGGACGAGAUGUAUGUGGACGUCUAUGGCGUCAACGUUCGUUUCCAGCAGAAGAAAGUAGUCCUGGUGAACGGAGAGCGCCUCACGCCUCCUCUUAGUCCCGUCGGCGGUUUAACCAUCACCAUGAACUCCAAGCAGGUCCAGCUCUCCACAGACUUUGGCCUUACCGUCCGCUUCGACGGCAAAAACCGUGGAGAUAUUAUACUCCCCAGCACCUAUAGGAACUCUGUCAGGGGACUGUGCGGGAACUACGACGGCAUCUCCAAGAACGAGUACAUGAAGCCCGAUGGGACAGUGGUGAAGAACCUGAACGACUUCGGAGAGAGCUGGAAAACCGACGACCGCCCGGCUGGACUGAGGACCUCUGAUGUUCACGCUACUGUUCACGUCCACAGGCGAGAGGUGGAGGAAGAUCCAGAAACAGGAUUUGAGACGUCCGACUGCUCCAAAUCUGAGCUCAAUGACUACAACAGCGUAACAAAGUGUGGAGCGCUGUCCGACCCUAAGGGGCCGUUCGCCGCCUGCCAUGACAUACUGCCGCCUCAGACCUACCAGGAUGAUUGCGUGUUUGACCUGUGCGCGGAGGACGGCAGCGAGGAGCUGCGCUGCGGCAGCUACGACGCGUACGCCUCGGCGUGUCAGGAGGCCGGGGUUAAACUGGGAGCCUGGAGGAAGCAGCUGGACUGCGUCCUACUUUGUGGAGCCAACAGCACCUACUCCUCCUGCAUGACCGCAUGCCCGCCGUCCUGCGCCGACUUGGCAGCCCCCUCUGAGUGCGACAUCACUUCAUGCGUGGAAGGCUGCCAGUGUGCCGCCGGUUUCGUCCUGAGCGAGGGAACCUGCGUGCCGUAUCCAGAGUGCGGCUGCACCUUCCUCAACAGAUACUACCCUCUCAACGAGAAGUUUGUCACCGAAGACUGCUCCCAGUCCUGCGAAUGCACGAAAACCGGUACGGUGUGCCAACCCAAGAGCUGCCAGAAGGAUCAAGUCUGCGUCAUCUAUGACCUCAGAAGGGACUGCUUCAAAUCGAGUCCCUGUCUCAGUUCUCCCUGCAUGAAUGGAGGAACGUGUACGGAAAGCAGUAACGCUACAUACUCGUGCACGUGUCCAGAAGGCUUUGAAGGAAAGUUCUGUGAAGUGGAGAUUAUUGAGCCCGCCCCUGGUGGAGGAUUGGCCACCAAGUGGAUAAUCCUGAUCGCAGUCUUGGUCCCAUUGGCUGUCAUGGCCAUCGUCGUCGUCAUCGCCGUUGUGUGUGUUUGCAAACGAAAAAACAAGAAAGCGUUUUCUGAUGACGGAAGUGUCAGCUUGACAUCAACUGGCGUCCCAUAUGAAAACAUGGAUGACCAGAAAGAAGUCAAACUGACUCCGAUGUAAAACAACCUGAUUCCGACAGUUCUCUUCUUCAUGUGUCACGGAUCAUUUUUAACUUAUAUUUUGGAACAUUCCUAUUUUUGUGAGAUUCUGUUUUGUUGAUUCAAUUAUUCUUUUUAAAAUGCCUUUAAUUUGUGAAUAAAAAUGCUGUUGUUGAAGCACAUUCUA
Molecule: messenger RNA, 11557 nt
Organism: Cyprinodon tularosa
Lineage: Eukaryota; Metazoa; Chordata; Actinopteri; Cyprinodontiformes; Cyprinodontidae
Gene: zanl
Product: zonadhesin, like
Exons: 70
Coding region: 2-11392 (3796 amino acids)
Cellular component (GO): membrane
Molecular function (GO): calcium ion binding; protein binding
Source: RefSeq, a predicted model, not a curated record